UUGGCCCGCCGAAGGCCGGGGCGGAGCCACGCGGAUCCCGCGCUGAGCGGAAGUACGCACCGUGAACUGGCGUGGCAUUGCAGCUAUGGGAGCUCCCGGGGGAAAGAUCAACCGGCCCCGAACGGAGCUGAAGAAGAAGCUGUUCAAACGCCGGCGGGUGCUGAAUCGGGAGCGGCGUCUGAGGCACCAGGUGGUCGGGGCUGUGAUAGACCAAGGGCUGAUCACGCGGCACCACCUCAAGAAGCGGGCGUCCAGUGCACGUGCCAACAUUACUCUGUCAGGGAAGAAGCGCAGAAAACUCCUCCAGCAGAUCCGGCUUGCCCAGAAAGAGAAGGCAGCCAUGGAAGUGGAAGCCCCUUCAAAGCCAGCCAGGACUAGUGAACCACAGCUCAAAAGGCAAAAGAAGACAAAAGCUCCCCAGGAUGUAGAAAUGAAGGACCUUGAAGAUGAGAGCUAAACCUCUUCCAGUAGAAGAUUCUCAACUGGAGCCAGCCUUCAGACUCAGUGGUUGUUUUAGAGGACUUUGACAAAAGCAUUGCCCCUUUUCACUCUCCAGGUUUCCUCCUACCUAAUGGCCUACUGACCUCCCCUAGAGGGAUGUCUUUGGGAGGGAAGAAGGUACAGAAGAAAGAUUGGAGAAGGGCCUGUCUAGCAACUCCAUUUGUAAUAAAGCCCUAGCAAUCUGA
This is a messenger RNA of Piliocolobus tephrosceles (Ugandan red Colobus), 686 nucleotides long. RefSeq names its product chromosome unknown C11orf98 homolog (gene CUNH11orf98). The transcript has 4 exons. Lineage: Eukaryota; Metazoa; Chordata; Mammalia; Primates; Cercopithecidae. The record is from RefSeq and is a predicted model, not a curated record. The coding region runs from base 86 to 457 and encodes 123 amino acids.